AUGGAUGAAGAGUGGCGGUCUUUCGAGAAACCAGUGAAGAGUGGUCGGAUAAAAGGAGAUAAACGACAUCUUUAUCUCGGAAAAACAUUUAAUUCCGGGGAAGAGUUCAAAAAGACGUUGGUUGACUAUGUCUUUGACACACAGUUCAACAUUAGGAUGACGAAGUCUUCGAAGACGAGGUAUUCAGCUAACUGUAGGCGUAAAAAGUGCGUGUGGAGGGUGUAUUGUACACUUGAUACAUAUUUGAACAAGUGGGUGAUCAAGACAUAUUAUCCAACACACAACCACCAUCCAAAUGGACAUGCACCGAUGGUGAAUAUGUAUCAUAUUGCUGAACGUUUCAAGGAGGACAUGAGGAGGAAUCCACGACUUAGAGCUGUUGACAUUAGAGUGGGAUUGGUAGAGAGGUAUGGUUUGAUAAUGUCAAAGAGCAAAUGCUCUAAGGCUCGACGUGUUGCAUCUAAAAUGGUAACCGAAGAACAGAAAGUACAAUUUGCAAAACUGUGGGAUUACGAGGCUGAGCUUAGGAGGUCAAAUCCGAACAUAACCACUGAAAUAGGUCUGAAGACAGAAAAUGAUGAAGAAGUCUUUGAUCGGUUUUAUAUCUGUUUCCAUGUGUUACGUGAUACGUGGAAAAAAUGUUGUCGACCUAUCAUUGGAUUGGAUGGCUGCUUUUUGAAAUGGGAGUUAAAAGGAGAACUUCUAGCAGCCGUCGGAAGGGAUGCUAAUAACGGUAUAUAUCCCAUUGCGUGGGCAGUUGUGCGUAUAGAGAACAUUGAGAAUUGGUUAUGGUUUAUUCAAAAACUGAAAUCUGAUUUGGACCUUGGUGAAGGAGAGAAAUUAACAAUAACCUCGGACAAACAAAAGGGUUUGUUGAAUGCUGUCGCAUGCGAGUUGCCAUUUGCCGAGCAUCGUAUGUGUACUCGUCACGUUUAUGCAAACUGGAGGAAAACCUACAAGGAUUCGGCUUAUAAGCAACCACAUCAAUGGGCUCGAGCCUUCUUCAAACCUGACUCGCGUUGUGACGAUGUAGUUAACAAUCUGACAGAGAGUUUCAACCAGACAAUCAGAGAGGCACGGUUGAGGCCGAUGAUAGAUAUGCUGGAGAUGAUACUUGGAAUAAGCACGACAGAAAACACGGUUUUGCACAAUAUACCAAGUGCACGUGGACAAUACGAAGUGGAAGAGUUUAGAAUGAGUUACUCAGUUGAUCUUGCCGGAAAGCGAUGCGCUUGUCGUGAAUGGGACCUAAGAGGAAUUCCUUGUCAACAUGCAUUGUGCAUCAUAAACGAGAAGCAGGAAGAGGUUUCAAAUUACAUAUCCGAGUACUAUAUGACGUCUCAGUGGGUUGAAACAUAUGCACAUAACAUCAACCAUGUGAAUGGACAAGUUCUUUGGCAGAAAACUAACAUGCCUGCGAUUGGUGUACCAAACAAGCGAUCUAUGCCGGGUCGACCCAAAAAGUUUAGUCGGAGGAAGGAACCAUUCUCUGUAAACAGACGGGACAUAAUGCAAGAGGGUGCAGAAACGAACCAAUUACAAUCUAUGGUUGUAAAAGAGGAAGAGGUCGACCGAGAAAGGUGCAAGGAGAAUCAAGCAACCGACCCAAUACGCCUCAGCCACAACCGUCUGCUGAAGCUUCCUCUCAUCUGGAUAUGCCGACCCAAUCAAGCCAGACGGUGCAAUCAACAAUCCAUCCUCCUCGCAGACUACGACGCAUAG
Molecule: messenger RNA, 1722 nt
Organism: Tarenaya hassleriana
Lineage: Eukaryota; Viridiplantae; Streptophyta; Magnoliopsida; Brassicales; Cleomaceae
Exons: 7
Coding region: 1-1722 (573 amino acids)
Molecular function (GO): zinc ion binding
Source: RefSeq, a predicted model, not a curated record